Molecule: messenger RNA, 1404 nt
Organism: Ambispora leptoticha
Lineage: Eukaryota; Fungi; Glomeromycota; Glomeromycetes; Archaeosporales; Ambisporaceae
Source: the annotation of a GenBank genome assembly
AUGAAAUCAUCGAUUCAAAAUUCCCUCGUGAUAUUAUUGGCCGUUAUUUGGGUCUUCACGUCUCAAACAUUUGUAGCCGCUGAUUCUACUAAUUUGAAAGAUUGCUUUAAUGGGACUUUUGACCCUAAUCAAGAUUAUUUCCCGGAAAAAAUCACCGUUAAAAAUGCGAUAUACUUUACGAUCAAAUACUCAAAGAAUUAUAAACUAUUGACAAACACUUAUACAAAAGAGAACUUCGCCCUUUAUCAAUGUGGUACUCCGAAGCCAGCUACCACUGAUCUCCCGGCUGGUACAAAAAUAUUUUCGGUUCCAGUAAAGAAUGUUGCUGUUUUAGACACCACCAGUAAUACUUACUUAGAGUUACUUGGUCUUCGUUCCUAUAUCACUUAUGAAGAUUCGUCUUCUGCUUCUUUUGUCUCUUCUCCUUGUAUUCAAGCGUUAGAAAAUUCAACCAUUACUGCGCUCUCUGGCAAUUCCACACAAAAGACUCAAGAUUUUCAAAAAGUUGAUCUUGUAAUUGGUGCCUAUUCAGCUGACAACACGACUAACAACUCAGUUAGUACAUCAGCAGCAAAUGAUCCUGGCACUCUAAACCGAAUUGAAUGGCUGAAGUUCUACGCGGUAUUUUUCAAUCUCGAAGCAAAAGCGGAAAAUCUAACCGCUCAGUUAGACAACAACUAUAGCUGUUUGAAAAAUUUAGCUACGAGCAAAGCAUCCUCAAGUCAACCUUUGAUCGCAUGGGCCGCAUAUGAAGCACCAAGCCAAUAUAAUAAUAAUACUGCUUCCUGGGCUAUUACUGACGGGAUCUACAAAAAACAGUUGACCGAAGAUGCUGGAGCCAAAUACUUCAACUCGACUACUCUAACAUUCAGUACUAGCGCAGAUUUUUUGAAAGCUAUAGAAAAUGUUGAUAUUUUGAUCGAUGAAACUUACAUCGCGCCUACUUAUAAUGAUGUUCUCAAGAAUUAUGGAAUAUCUUCCGCGGAUAAUAGCACUUAUAAAUUUGUUAAAAAUAAGCAAGUCUAUCGGGAAGAUGGUCUCGUGAAUCCAAAUGAUGGUCGUGAUUGGUUAGAAUCGGCGAUUGUAAUGGAGGAUGCAGUUUUAGAGGAUGUGAUGAAUGUAAUAAAUUCGAAUUUACCUGUUUCUGGUUAUAAUAGAAUAUGGUUGAGAAAUGUGGCCACCAAUGAACCGCAAAAAGUCUCCAGUGCUGCAAAUUGUACUGAUUCAAAAGCCACAAUAACCAGCCGAGCUGUAACUUGUCCUGCCGGCGGUGCUAAUAAUAAUAAUACCUCUACCAGUAAAAAUACCAGUGGAAAUACCAGUGAUAAAACUUACCACUUUGAUUUAAUCACAUCGAUUACAGCUGCAUUAUUCGCUUCCAUGUUUAGUAUCAUGAUGAUUUAG